GAACAUUUUAAAAGAAAUAGAAAAUGGGAGAAGUCAACCAUAAAAACUAGCUAUUUUGGUUUUACCCCAAACCAUGCAAUAAACAGUUACAUAUAUUGGGACAAGACAAAUAAAAUAUUUAAUUUGUGAAAUGUCAGCAUGCAGAAUGCCUAUAAAAAAGUGCUUUCUGGUAGGUAAAUCUUCCAUCUGUUCACCUAAAUGUCACAAGUUUUAACUUGAAAUUUGUCAAAGAUGGCAUGAAGAAAUGACACAUGUUGGGUGAUGUUUGUAUUGUAGUGUAGCUGCAUCGUAGUUAAAAAAACAAAACAAAAAACAAACAAACACUAAUGUCCCAUGGCUGCCUCAUUAAUAUGACAUUUAAAGAUUUUGUUUAUAUUAGCAUAUAUUUUUUAAUGAAGAUAUUUGUUUACAGGUUGUGGUGUUUAUAUUUGUUUGUGCUAACCAUUCUUCACUGACCUGGUUUUGUGGCUAUUCACCAAGGCUGUGUUUGCACUGUAAGUUUGCCUAUAAAAGACCAGCUGUAUUGUUUUUACGAGCCACCUUGUUCAAUCCUUUUCAUCACUGACGCCACAGUAUCUUUAGAAUAAAAUAUAUACCCUAUCAAUUUAUUUAUUCUAAAUCUUUAGAUUUUAAAACCUUACCAUUUAAUUGGCUAAUUGUAAUUAUCACACAGUGCAAGCUCAAAUGAUGGUGACACAACAGUAGAGGUUGCAAAAUCACACAUUGCACCCCAUAUCACCUGCAGUUAAAUGUAUGAAUCAAGCAGGAUGUGCUGGUUAUUUUAAAAUACCAUUAAUGGUAGCCCACUAUUAAGAAACAGACCAACUGUCAUUCACCUAUUCUCUCCUCGUAAAAAACAUUAAUGACAUCAAUGCUAAAUGCUUACACAAUUUUUGCGAAAGUUUUUGUGUAUAAACAUAAAUUUGCCCUUCAAUCAUGCUUGAAUUUGCUAGAAAUUAAUUGCUCUAAUGGUGUGGCAUGGUGGUGAAACAUCACAGCUCCAAGGUCUCUGGUUUGAGCCUGAGCUUGGGUUACCGGAGUCUGUUCUGUUUCUGUGCAUGUUUUUGCAGUGUCCAUGUGGAUUUCCUCUGGGUUAUCUGGUUUCCUCCCCAAAUCAUGAUGGAUUGAUGACUUUAAAUUGCCCACAGGUGUAAAUGUCUGUGCAUGGUUUCCUGCAAUUAAAUGGUGACUCAUCCAGUGUAUACCCAGGAUAGGUUCCUGACACUUGCUGAAGAUGAAUAACUGUUGUAAUUAAAUAACUGUAUAAUUAUAAAUAACUGUGAAAUGCAUGAAUUCUUACUUAAAUCGCCCUAUUCAUGUAAAGUAAAAGGAAUUUGUAAUGGCAACAGUAAUUUAUUAAUUUUUAUAGUUGUCUGUAGCCUGUGGCAAGUGACACCACCCGGCUCAAAUUAUUGAAUUAUCUUAUACUGCCCCCUUGUGCAAAAUAUGUGUCAACUGAAUAACAGUAAACAAUAUGAUAGACAAAUGUAACAUUAAUCUUUUUAUUUAAUAGCAUUAUAAUAUUUUAUUACAUUAGUUUAAUAUAAUAGUAUUAUUAUAUUUUUUAAGAGUAGAAGUGAGUUAAAGAUUUUUUUUACACCUUAAAAUAAAUAAGACUGAAAAAACGAAACACUUCCGCCUCCUAGCCCCACCCACUUCCUUCAUCACAUGACUGCGCCAUUGGGUACUUCCUGAACUGCGUACUACGAUACUAAAUAGUAUCUCAAAAUAGUACGCGACCCAUAGGUGGCGUGUUGCUUCAACCGCACUCUUUAGUAUGUUAGUAUGCGGUUUUGGACAUAGCUGUUGUCUCAGGUAUUAAUCCGCCCAUAACGGUAGCGCCAGCAGCCAUGGCACAGGAUGGUGUUAUUUUGCAAUUCAGUUUCGCCACAUUUGGUGACUCCAUGCUCCAGAAGAUGGACGUGCUUCGAAAAGACAGACGUUUCUGCGAUGUCAUUGUGCACAUCAAUGACAUCGAGAUUCCUGGUCACAAAGUUGUGUUUGCUGCUGGCUCUCCUUUCCUCAGAGACCAAUUUUUCCUUCAGGACUCGCACGAAGUUGAGAUAUCGACACUGCAGGAUGCAGAAGUUGGACGCAGACUACUUCUCUCUUGCUAUACAGGGACUCUUGAGUUCCCGGAGCUGGAACUGGUCCACUAUCUGACCGUAGCCAGUUUUUUACAGAUGGGCCACAUUGUGGAGCAAUGCACAAAGGCCCUGAAUAAGUUUAUUAAGCCUCAGAAAAUUGAGGAUUCCCAUCAGCCUUCUAACAUUAACACGCAGCAGCAAGAGCCACCACAUAUUCAAACAGUGUUUGAUGAUGAUGAUGAUGAUGAUGAUGAAGAAGAAGAGGUGGACAAUGUGAUCGAAGACGACAAUGACGACGAUGUAAUCAUUGAACCAAGAUCGCCUCCUGUGUUUCAGAGGAAAUGCCAAGGAGAGGAGAGCCCCAUCAAUAUCAUUAAAGUGGAAUCAGUGGACGAUCGAAUGCAGAUGUCUCAAAAUUUACAGAGUGGUCCUGCUCGGUCCCCUGCACUGUGCUCCCCAGAGCCCCAGCACUCGCUCAUUAACUCGACCGUAGAGACGCGGCCUGCUGAGAUGGCCCCUAAUGCCAUUCUCGACUAUGCGCUCUCCUCUCCUGGACCCAGCGGCUUGGGGAAGGAGAAUGUGUGGAGCUGUUCUCGGAAUACUGACAAAGGCAUGCAAUGGUACCACCAGUGCCCAAAAUGCGCCCGCGUCUUCCGCCAGUUAGAGAACUAUGCCAACCACCUGAAGAUGCACAAGCUGUUUAUGUGCCUCCUCUGUGGCAAGACAUUUACCCAGAAAGGGAACCUGCACCGGCACAUGCGCGUCCAUGCCGGAAUCAAGCCAUUCCAGUGCAAAAUUUGUGGCAAGACAUUCACGCAAAAGUGCUCACUGCUUGACCACUUGAACCUGCACAGCGGCGACAAACCGCACCGCUGCAACUACUGUGAAAUGGUGUUCGCUCACAAACCUGUCCUGCGCAAACAUUUGAAGCAGAUCCAUGGCAAGAACAGUUUUGACAAUGCCAAUGAAGGUAGUAUGCUUGAAGGGUUUUAAAUCUACAGUACUAUGGCUACUAAAAACUUGUGUAAAGUCCUUUAUGGUUUAUAAAACUGAAAAUCAUCCUGUAUAUAUGGCCUUUUAUGCACACAAAUUGUUAAAUAUGUACCCAUCAUAUGAACUAGGGCUGGACGAUUAAUCGAAACCGAAAUUCAGAACCUCUAACCGACGUAAUUUCCCCUUGGUGAUUAUUUCAUUUUUAAAAUCCUGUUACUACUUUCUCCUUAAGAACAUACCACCGCAUAUGUAGUCACGUGACUACGCACCAUCCAGUCAGUGGCAUGGAAGCAACUCGGAGGUGGACUCAAACACAGAGUCAACUGAGCAACAGGAGCAGCUUGUAUCAAAGAAAAACGCUGUGUCUGUUUGGACGCAUUUUUGCUUCAGUAAAAGAGACACCAAACAAAAUGAUGUCAAAUGUAAACAUUGCAAAAAACCGUUCUGGUAAUACGGUUUAUUGGUGAUAAUACCGCCAAUCUGUUUCAACACUUGCAGCACAAUCACAUUACCGAAUAUGAACAGUGCAUGGCUCAAAAAAAAGAGAGACUGACAAGCACUCAGCAACAAGUGCCUCCACAAAGCAUGUGUCGAUAACACAAGCAUUUAAAAACUGCUACACAAUAUGAAAAAGAUUCAAGAAGAUGGAAAGAAAUAACUGAUGCCAUUUGUUACUGCAUCGUGAAAGAUAUGGCUCCCAUAGCUACAGUGGAGCGCAGUGGGUUUAAAUACCUCGUUAAAACUCUCGACAGAACAUAGACUAUGCCAUUGCAACUAUAUUUUUCCCCAAACUGCACUGGCCAACAUGUACAAAACGUCAUAAAAAGGUAGCUGCUGCACUGAAGUCUGCAGUUUGCAGCCACAUCUGAUCUCUGCUCAAGUAGGACCAUAGUUUACAUAGUUUACAUAGUUUAAUAGUAUAGAAUAGUAGCUGAAUAAUUUGUUUCCUUCAAUUAUUUUGAAGUCAAAAAGAUAAGAAAUGCACGCUUUCAUUAGAAAAAAAUAUCCCAACUUUAAUAGUUGAGCAUAUUCACAGUACAAACCUUGUCAGUAAACUAUGAGGGCAACCCAGCCCCCCCCC
Messenger RNA from Ictalurus furcatus (blue catfish), 4161 nucleotides. RefSeq names its product zinc finger and BTB domain containing 26 (gene zbtb26). NCBI's taxonomy places the organism in Eukaryota, Metazoa, Chordata, Actinopteri, Siluriformes, Ictaluridae. Bases 1851 to 3080 code for a protein of 409 amino acids. The transcript is spliced from 2 exons. Gene Ontology annotation, molecular function: protein binding; RNA polymerase II cis-regulatory region sequence-specific DNA binding; DNA-binding transcription factor activity, RNA polymerase II-specific. Gene Ontology annotation, biological process: regulation of transcription by RNA polymerase II. Gene Ontology annotation, cellular component: nucleus. The record is from RefSeq and is a predicted model, not a curated record.